AUGUCGGUACCUGUUAUCGAAGAUCGGCAGAUGGCCUACUCUGCCAGAACCUGCACCCUUGAGGCUCUCCCCGUUGAGACUAUCAAUGAGAUACUCUCGAAUGUGGAUGACGACUCUCUGAUCCAAGUGAUGCGUGUCAGCAAGUAUCUCAGGAAGAUCGUUCAAACCAAUUGGGCCGACAUUCUUAGACCCAUCAUUGAGCGCGACUUCUCGCCAGCAGAGGCGUUUUUCCGCGUCUUUGACGUAUGCUCUUCGAACUUGGUGUCCGCCUUUGACCUUUUCCACGACGGUGAUGUCCGUUUCGGCGGCCAAUUGAUGUGCAGGCGUAGUCCUGAGGAGGGCUUGACGAGAGUGCUCAAACUAUGCCGGACCAUCAAACAAUGGGAAGUCGAGUUUCAGCGUCUGCGCUUCGUUUACCAUCCACAACACAGUCGUACGCUCCGCCCCCAUGAGCGCCAGCGCCUGCGACAGGGGUUGUACACGUGGUGGCGAUUCUCCCGCUACUUUCAUAGCAGCUACCACUUUGAGGGCACAGAGGACCUCCAUCGCUUCUGGCUUAGGCGCCCAGAGAGCCCGGAUGUGAGAUGUAACUUUGUCCGAAAGUUCUCGACGACGCAGCUGCAUGAGCUUUUUGACAUGUGGCAGACUAUCCGAGCAGCUGUGAGCAUGGAGAUUUGUCCUUCGAUUGUCCAUGUUCGGGAACAGCUGAGCAGAGCCGAGGCUGCUCGUAUUGGCUGGGGCGACCCCAUUGAGAAUGACCAUAUUCUCGCCACCAUCAUGAAGCUGUGCCCAGAAGACAUCCUCCACCUACUAGUUCACCGGCACCGGUACGCGACUAAGACGAGCGUUAUCCAGUUUGUCCGGCUCAGUAACCCGUUCAUUGAGGACUCGAUCGAAAUGUUCACCCAAGCGAUCGAAGUUGUUCUCUGGGAGCGUGAGAAAAUGCUCGUGGCCGAGAACGGAGACGAUGCACUCGAGCCUGACAUGUAUUUCCCUUCAUCGUCUGGCUUCCCUCGGCGGUACGGGGGCAUUAUUGAUCACAGAAAGGCUGCAACGGAAAGACUUCGAGCCACAUACAGUCACGAUGCUGGCAAGGGAACGCAUCACUUUGUUUUCCCCCGCGCAAUGUACAUUUUGGCGACUAUCCCCGUGGGAAGGCUGGUUCCGAAUUCCUGA
Lasiosphaeria miniovina is the source of this 1176-nucleotide messenger RNA. RefSeq lists its product as uncharacterized. NCBI's taxonomy places the organism in Eukaryota, Fungi, Ascomycota, Sordariomycetes, Sordariales, Lasiosphaeriaceae. The record is from RefSeq and is a predicted model, not a curated record. The coding region runs from base 1 to 1176 and encodes 391 amino acids. Gene Ontology annotation, molecular function: protein binding. The transcript has 3 exons.